AUGAUUGAUUUUAUAUUUCUAUGCAGCGACCGUAUCUCGACUAUGGUGAAGAGUGGUGGUUGUUCCAUGCACGACUUUCGCGAAGUGUUUCGUAUAAACAUCGAGUGCCGAAUCCAAUGUCUUCCUGAUAUUGAAGGUCUAGAUAAGAAAAAUAUCUCCAGUGCUUGGAUGGUGAAAUUUGAUCAGAUUUGUCGUGGAGGUGCUGGCCCUUCAACAGCCAUUCAACGUCUCCAGGUCCAACAACCUGAGGUCAUCAUGUCCAAAGAGCAGCUCUAUGAUAUGUUCCAGAAUGUUUUGGGAAUUAAGAAGUAUGAACAUCAGAUCCUUUUCAAUGCCCUUCAGCUUGACAAUGCCGAUGAACAGGCAGCUCAAGUUCGACGAGAACUCGACGGUCAAUUAGUCACCAUUGAGGAGAUGGCAAGGACCCGAAAUAUUCCACGGCUAGUUAUGAAAUCCAUGGAUACUCUAUACAUUGAAGAACUCCGCAACAUGGUGAACGAGUCGAUGAUUUGUCUUGAAGCAGUUCCAGUCACCAAAGGUGGUGGAGGCUUCCAGAAGUUUAAGAAACAUGGAAGGAACCAAAGCAUGAAUACAAGCCUACGCGAUCACAAUGCAGAAGAGAAUCCCGAGUUGAACCUUUGUAAAGUUGAUACACAAUUGAAUUUUAUUCUCGAGAUCGUCGUGGUUCAAGUGAAGAAUCUCAAGCACCUUCCAGCAACUAAGAUGGUGUACUGCACGAUGGAAGUGGAGGGAGGUGAGCGGCUACAAACAGAUCUUGCUGAAGCAGGCAAAGCUCAGUAA
This is a messenger RNA of Rodentolepis nana, 801 nucleotides long. NCBI's taxonomy places the organism in Eukaryota, Metazoa, Platyhelminthes, Cestoda, Cyclophyllidea, Hymenolepididae. The record is from the annotation of a GenBank genome assembly.